This is a messenger RNA of Vicia faba (fava bean), 1143 nucleotides long. Lineage: Eukaryota; Viridiplantae; Streptophyta; Magnoliopsida; Fabales; Fabaceae. The record is from the annotation of a GenBank genome assembly.
AUGGAGGAGUUAUCAAAAAACCAGAUUUUCGCUGUUCACGGGAUUGCCGGUGCUGGGUCAAUAGCUUUAGCCACAGCUUUCACCUAUCCUCUUGAUACAAUCAAAGUCCUCAUUCAGGUUGGUUCUAGUGCUGGUAAAGAAUUGAAUGCUAACCAGGUUGUUACAAGGGUAAUCUCUGUGUCUGGUAAUGCAGGUAUGUUCGCCGGACUUGGUUGGUUGGCAUUUGGGAGGGUUUUUGGUCUAGGAGCACGGUUUGGGGUUUAUGAAAUCUUGACAGCCGUUUGUAAAGAUGGUCGGGAAGAUAAUUAUGUCACUGCUUCUGAGGCUCUUUUGGCUGGCAUGGUUGCCGGUGCCACAGAGACAUUUAUAAGCUCUCCAUUUGAACUCAUUAAGCUUCGUGUCCAGGUUGCCUCCGCUUCAUAUGUUACUAGCUCUAACUUUGCUUUGGAAGAGGGAGCUCGCAAACCGCUAAUUGCAAGAUUGCUCAAUGGCUGCUAUCCAGACAAGAAGUCUUUGAAUCAAUAUGUUGGUCUCAUGUCAACCCUAACAACCAAGAACACCAACAUAACAGGUGCUUUACUUGAGCAUCCAUGGGCAAUGACAGGAUCUGGGAGGCCACCAUCAGUUUGCAAUGUGAAAAGGCCAUCAGAUAUUAUAUCUUUGGAAGGAUGGAGCACAUUAUGGAGAGGUCUCCGUUCUGGAAUAGUUCGAGAUUCUGUCUUUGGUGGUGUAUUUUUUUCAAGUUGGCAAUUUUUGCACCAAGCAAUGCUUGAUUGGAAGGCUGUAGGAAUGAAUCCUCCACCCAGGUUAAAUGAAGAAGUUGGUCAGUUGUCUCCUUGGGCCGUCAGUCUUGCUGCUGGAUUUUCUGGUUCAGUUGCUGCCGCUGCUUCUCAUGGUUUUGAUACUGCUAGAAGUAGAUCACAAUGUACUGUGCUUCCAAAGUAUGUGUCAAUGGAGAGAAAGCUACUAAAAUGGAAACGACCAGGAAACAAAUUUGAAAGAUUUACUGGAAUCCAUCCUUCUGACAGAAGUGUCUUGUUCCGUGGCCUCGGGUUGCGGAUGGCCCGCUCUGGUAUUGCAUCGUUCAUGAUUGUAGGAAGUUAUUUAUUCGCUGUUGAUCAUCUUGCCUCUAGUUUGACGUAG